AUGAGGACGCUUACGCCUACACAGGUGGCAAGGUUGGACGUGCAAACACAACCCGACCUUCGCCAUUUUAUCAAUGAUGUCACCUCGGCGAACGAGAGUGACCUGCCCGAACUGCUCGACAGCUUCCGGCUCAAGGGAUGGGAACGGCCCAAGGGCAACCUGUACCUGUGGUACCGAGUGUUGGAACGGUUCGAGAAGAUCAUGGAAUCCAUAGUUGGCGACAAGACCGAUAUCAUCAAUGUCGACGACGCCCAGGAACGGGUGUUGGUUUCCCUCUUGUCCUUCUCUGCAUUUCUGCUCGAGCACUGCUCCAACAGAUCACUAUACUCGUCCACAAAGUACCUGUCCUCCCUGCUGUCAUGUUCAUCCCUGCCGGUUCUCAACGCGACACUGUCUGUGUGCAUCCAGAUAUCGCAGCGAUACAGCGACACCCGUGGUGGCCGCGCAGCCACCGCAGCUAUCGAUAUCCACAAGAUGCUUAAAAUCGCUAGUCUCUUUGCUGCCAACAUUGCUCCUCUGGCCAACUCGGACAAGAUUUCUCUGGUCGACUUUGUCACCGACGACAAAAAGUGGCCCGACCAGCUGCGAGCCGUGAGCAUCGAGUACUUUGCAUCCAAGGUCCGCGAUCGAGAGGGCCAGACGGCACAGUCGACACCCACCAAGUUCAAGGGCGCUGCUUCAUCGGCCCUCAGCACCACCAACACAAAGACAGGACUACAGACAUUCACCAUCAGCAGCAGCGAGAUGAAGAAACUCAGCGUGAUGGAGGCAUAUGAGCGAGCCACCACUGUUCUCCCCCAGGAGCUCCAUCUCGACGCUCUUAUGUACAUUCGAGCUGCCAAGUCUUUCAGCACUGGUGCCUCUUCGCGGGUCCCUCUUGUAAGUGCCAAGUGCAUGGCUAUCACCUUUGCCGUAUUUCUGCUGACUGAGAACGUCCUGGCAACCAAGUUUUAUGCACCCUACCCCAACCUGGUGCAGCAUCUGGUGGACCUGCUCAACCCAGACUACAAGGUGCCCAACGAGCUGCGAAGCAAUGCUAUCGAGGGCUUGUAUGCCAUGGCCCGCCAGCGCACCAAACUGCAUGAAAUUCUCACCUGCCUGAGCGCCAACGUGUCCCAUGGACUGCUGAUGCACAUUAUCCGGACGCUCAUUUCUGAUCUCAAAGAGCGGCGUCUGGACGAAAAGUACGCCAGCGACCUUUGCGGGCUGGUGGUAAACUUGUGUGUGUCUUCUUCGACGGGUCAGAUGCUGGUUUCCGCUGGACUGGUGCCUGCCCUGCUGGAGCUCAUCGACAACGACUCCGAUUAUCUGCAUAUGAAGAAUGUGGCUCUGACUCUUCUCGGUCAACUGACUCUGUCUGCCCCCGCUGCCUUCACGGCUCUCAUCAAUGCCAACGGAGUCGACCUGAUUGCUCGGCUUAUCAAAAACGAGGUGGACUACGACCUCGACAACCAUGGACCGGUUCCUACACACUGCAGAGUGGACUACCAGAUCAGCUACUACCGAGCGGGCUGGCUCAAGACGAUUCUCAAGUUUGUGUUGCAGGUCAUGCCCACUGGCGGAAACGCUGAGCGCCUGAGAAACCUCAUUGACUCAUCUACUCUGCUGUCAUCUCUGGGCGCCAUUCUUCAGUCCCCUCAAGUGUUCGGAUCCACCAUUGUUUCAGUUUCACUCGGACUCAUCAUCACAGUGCUCCACAAUGAGCCCACCAGCUAUAGCAUCAUUUCCGAGGCUGGCCUCAUUGACAUUUUUUUCGCCUGUGCUGAGGAGAUUAUGUCUCUGUCUUCCAACGACAUUCUCAUGGCCGGGCUCAAUGCCAUCGGUGCCAUUUGUCUCAACCCUGAUGGUCUGGAGCGAGCCUCUAGCGAGUUUGAUUACUCACUGAUUUUCAAGGUGCUGGAAGACCCUACCCGAUCCGAGGAGCUGACACGACACGAUCUUGCCGCCGAGCUGGGAGCCAUGGUGGACGAGCUGAUUCGUCACAACCCCAAGCUGCUGCCAUCUGUCAUGGAAGCCGUGGAUAAAACCGCUGCUUCGCUAGCUGCUGGGGUGUCGCAUGAGAGCACAGACACCAAAAAGACAGACGCCGAUGACUCUGAGCGUGCGUUUGUGAUUGACAACUUUGGUCGCUUCUUUGACUGUUUGAUUGCCAACGAGCGUGCCUGUGACUACUUUGUCAAGGACAAUGGUUUCACCCACCUGUUGGACAUUAUCACCCUUGGAGACAUGCCAUACGACUAUGGUACGUCUGAGGCUGUCAACUCCCUGAACGAUGGUCUGAAGCAUCUGUCUCAGCGGGACGAGGAAGGUCUUGUGGAGGUCUAUGACCGCAAGUUUGGCGGUCUUUUGCACAACACCGACAGCGAGUUUUACAAGUUCUGGAAGAGCGAGCCUGGCUGGGAUACGUCCAAGAUCCCUACUUGUUCUCCUGAGCUGUUGAACCAACUCACGUCGGUGCAUAGUCUGCUGAACUCAUACGAAAUUGUGUUUGACUGGGCUGCCCAGCUCAAGUUUGUGGAGACCAAGAACCCCGUGGAGAUCUUUGAGCUGAUCGAGUCGCUGUACGCCAGAGCGUCGUGGGAGAUUGUGCGAAUCUCCAACUCAGUACCAGAGGACUGGAAGAAGGCUGCUCGUCUUCAUUACUUUUCCAUUGCCUUUGGACCGUCUCGAAAGCUGGAGGAGGACAAGAAGAAGCAGAUUGCCGAGAUUGAGGAGAAACUGCCGGCCGACUCCGAGUACUGGGAUCUCAAGCAGUACUGGUUUGUGCUUAACGGUAUCACCAUGGCCACUUUGCGAUGCUUGUCCAAUGUCGCUAAGUUGAUUUCUGCCAAGCGGCUCGUUGAUCACACUACCAACAAAAAACUGGCCCUUAAUAUCGCCGACUGGGUAGCCAAGGGGCUCAUCAACAACUUCAACUAUCUGGGCAUCAUUCUACAUUCGGACCUGCCUCUCAAGGCUCGGUCUGGUUACUGCGUCUAUGUGAUUGCUGCGUUGAGAGAGACCAUGCUUUCCAGUCUUCGAGGCGGCGCUUCGACUCUGACGAAUUCGGCGUCUCUUCGAACAUCUGUCUUUGCGCCAUUUAGACAGGCUGGAGGUCUGGAGAAGCUGCUGGAGGUGUUGCAUUACUUUUGGGGUCACAUGGAGGACGGAGAUACCCCGGAGGAGGCCGCCGAGGCAAAAAACCUGUCGCGGGACGAAUUUGAGAGCCGGGAGUUCAAGAAACCCGCUACUCUGACUGUUAACCGUAUCCUCGAGUUUCUACUGUCUCUUGUGACCAAGGAGUGCAUUGUCGACUCGUCCUUUACACUGACUUUGAACACUGGUGAAGAGCGACCUUACUUUGACGGUGGCCAGUUUUUGGUGGAGAACAAGUUGGCUGUGCUCACUGGUAUCAAACCUCUGCUGUUGGACAAGGAGACUCAACGUCGGGCUGGUGCGCGAGUGUUUGAGUGGCUGUUGCAGUUGGUGUCUCGAUUGACCAUUCGUCUCGGGGAGCCAGCCUCGUCGGACUUGAAUCUUGUCCCAACGGUUCUGUCGCCGCAGUUUUGCACGCCCUCAGACUACAAGGUGGAUUUUUUGGUGGAGCAGUUGGAGUUCUCCAUUGAGGAUGCCAAGAAGAAGCUGAUUGAUGCGGGCGACAACCUCGGCAAGGUAGUCAAGACUGCUGGAAAGGCUGAUAUUGCUCUUCCCGAGGUGCCCAAGAUUGAUGUGUGGGUGCCGCAUGCUCCCGAUGGCACGCCUCUAUUGACUGUGGCUCAGCUCAACACUCUGCGGGCCAACCUCGGCAACUCGUUGCAGGAGCGGUCUCUGGAGUUUCUAGAGAAGCAUGCCGACCAUGCCAGCGCUGUGCAGGAGUUGUUCAGCACCCCCUCGGACGAUCUGCUUGAGGUUCUGACUCAGGGUCUGGACAAGGGUAUUCCUGGUCGGUACGAGCUUAUCGCUCUGAGUAUCCAGGACGACCGCAACCGCGAAAAGUUCCUCAAGCGCGGCAUGUACACUCUGGAGUGGGCUCAGGCAUAUAUGCAGGCCCACGACCCUGAUUUCAUGUCGCGGCCCGAGUUUGUGCACUUUUUGGCUGUUUACGAACGAUGCUAUUUCGUCGCGACCGAGUAUCCUCUCGAGGAGGCCAAGCAUUUGUAUGCUGAGGUGAGCCACAAGUUCACCGAUUACAGCGGCAUGGUUGUGUCGGAGGAGGCAAUUGAGUACGUCUUUUCCAAACUGCUAGCAAUUGAGAAGUUCAGCGAGUCGGAUACUCUUCUCGCGGUAUCCCGUGUCCUGGCUCUGUACACCACCAAGUUCCAGUACUCUGAUCGUAUCCGAGGCGCGCCUGUCUUGCAGGCGAUGCUCAAGGGUAUCAGAGAAUUUCCGGAUGCCGCUCACAUGGACUCCAUUCAGCAGACGGUCCUUGUUCUGUUGCGCCACUGUACUGAGACGCCCACUUCGAUUCAGAACAUCAUCGCCCACAAGCUAGGCCAGAGCAGUCGUGCCCCCAUUGCAAACCUCAUGCAGCAGUACUCGUACCUGUAUGCUCGAAGCCCUGAGUAUUUCAUUCUCACGGCCAAGAGAACACUGACUUGCGACGUCAAGCACUUCCCUGAGGUGAAGCCCAAGAAGGUGGAGCCCCUGACGGCCGAGGUGGAGCACUGUGGUAUCAUGGAGUUGCUGACUACCGAGAUUACGUCUCUGGGCAACUCAUGGGUUCCUGAGCCAUCUGACAAUGUCGAGCAUCCUGCCGAGCCAAAGGACUACCCUGAGCUUGCUUACCUGACAUUCCUUCUCAACUGCAUGACGGAGCUUUUGGGUGCUUAUGCUGAUUCCAAACUGGAGUUUGUGUCUCUUGGCCGAAAGAAGCACGGUCUGUUGUCAUACUUCCUCACAAAGCUGCUCUACUUUUCCACAGCUGCCAACGAGCCUGACAACACCAUGACCCGAGCCCGCAUGUCUGUCUCGGCCUCUGCGACUUCGUGUCUACAUGCCCUUGUUUCGUCAACACAAGAGCGCGACUUUGAUGCAGACUCCACUGAGAAACGAGACCUGGUGAUGGUUCGAAAAGCUCUGUUGGACACAGUCAUGCGACUUCUUCGAGAGGCCACUCACCUGGAUACUCUGGACAAGCGGUAUACUCGAUACGCCGUGCUGCUUGACCUGUGUCACAAGCUGUUGAGUGCAAAGACUUUGUCUACUGCCACCAACAGUGCAGCUAUCGCGUCUGAGCAUGCACAGCAGGACUCGGCAGAGUUCGCAUUGGUCAUGUACGACAAGCACUUUGCCAAGUCUGUGACAGCCCUGAUUGCUGACCUGGAUCUCAACUUCCCAGGUGCCAAAAAGGUGGCCAAGACUCUUCUUCGGCCCAUCCAUCGGCUGUCUCACUUGACUAUGGAGAACCCCGAUGCUCUUGAUCGUGGCGAAGAUGACGACGACUCCGAGUCUGAGGAUGACGAGUCAGAGGACGACGAUUCCGACGACGACACUCCCCCUCAGAACAUUUUCCAGAACUCGACGCUGGGCAUGUUUGAGGCCGAAGCCAACUCUGGCGACGAGGAGAUGGACGAGAUUGGCUCUGACCAUAGCGAGCUCGAUGAUGAUGACAUGGAGGAGCUGGAGGAGCCACUAUACCUGGAUCAGGAGGAGGACGAUUCGGAUUUGGACCUGGACGACAUGUCUGAUGAUGAUCAUGUCUCCGAUCACGUUGCCGAAAGUGAUAUUGACGAGGUUAUCGCCAUGGAGGAGGGCGAAGACGAGUGGGAGAGUUACAGUGAGGAGGAGCUUGGAGAGGAGGAGCUUGAGGAUGAACUGGACUUCUCGGAGGCUGAGCCUGCCGGGGAGCAGGAGGAGGGAGACGCUAUUGGCGGUGUUCGGGAUCUGAUUGCUGCUCUCGGCAAUCCCAGUACCCCCCCUCCUCCUCCAGACUACGCCAUUGAUCUGGAUUCCACUGACGAGGAGGAGCUGCAGGAGGCCAACAGUUUGUUUGUGCCUCCUCCUGGUCACUCUGGAGCUGUUGGAGGACACCCUCUACUGGCUGGCCGAGGCGGCAAUGGACGAAGUCUGUCCAUGUCUUACACUCGGAAUGCCAUGAAUUUGAGUGCCAUCAACAACCCCAUGGACAAUCUGCUAGAGCGGAUGGUAUCUCGGGCUGUGACUGGUCCCGACGGAGGUUCUUUCACCAUUGGUAUUGGCAGUUCCAACGGUGUUCAGAUUCAGCGCAACGUGGAGGCUCUGCUGACUUCCGUGGGUGGUUACCGACGUCCUCGAAAGGCUGGUUGGGAUGCCAAGCUGCUUCGUUUCGAGGCCAGCUCAACUGUCAUUCGAUGGACCGCCUUUGCUCGGAUGUUUGACAUUGUCAAGCAGCGAGGCGUGUGCUGGAGAGCCGUGGCACCCAUAAUGAACGCCAUUGGUCCUCCUGUCGAAGCUGAGAUUGAGGCUCGAGAGCAAGCUCAACGCGAGGCUAUGCAAGGACGACUGGCACAGGAGGCCGUCAUUGUAGAGUCUUCAGAAGACGAGGAUAUGGUCUCUGCUGCUUCCACUGACGACCUCAUGGGUGGCCAGGAGGAUGUGGAAGAGGAUGAGGAGGAGGAGAGAGACGAAGCACUGGACCUGGCGGAGGCGAUAAUGGGCCAUGCUGAGGAGGUGGAUGACGAGGACGAUGAUGUUUCCGUCGGCACCGAGGCUGACCAACUACCCGAGUCCAGUGGUCCCGCUCGAGACCCCGUCUAUGUCACAAUUUCAGGCCGGCAGGUUGACAUUUCCGGUCUAGAUAUCGACCCCACGUUCCUCGAGGCACUUCCUGAGGACAUGCGGGAGGAGGUUGUGUUGCAGCACAUCCGGGAGAGCGAGUUGGACGACUCUGUCAUCUCUACUCUGCCAGACAACAUGCGAGCGGAGCUGCGUCCUGUCACUCUUGGACAGGCCGAUUCUCAAGACUUUGCCACGUUCCUGGGAACGCUAGACUCCAACCUUCGUCAUACAAUUCUCAUGGAGCAGGAUGAGGCGACCCUCAAUGCUCUUCCUGAUGAGCUUGUUGCUGAGGCUCGUCGUUUGCGAGUUCGACAGGCUCCUCUUGUCAUGGACCAGGCUGAUGAUGAGGAUGAUGAUGAUCCUGGCACUGAGGAUGACACAGCCAUGAUUGACGACGCUGUCACUUCUACGCUCGGUGUAGCUACCACUGCCACCACACCUCAUCAACGUCGACACACCAAAAAAGUGGAUGUGUUUGCUGCCCGAAACUUUGUGGACAAGAGUGGCAUCACUGCUCUGAUUCGGCUGCUCUACCUUCCUCAGGGGAGUGCUUCUCGUGAUUUCCUUCAUGAGCUGCUGCUCAAUGUGGUUCGAAACCGGCAAGCUCGUGCCGACGUCAUUUCCAUCCUUCUGUCUAUUCUGCAGGACGGAUGUCGAGACCGAGCGUCGCUCGAGCGGUCCUUUGCCAACCUCACUACCACGUCCAACGUGCAGGGCACACCCAAGUCGCCCAUCAAGGCCGGCCUCGGUAGUGCUUCCAGCGAGCUCAGUACGGACGUCACGCCAAUGACGGUCACUCUGCAAGUGUUGGAUGCUCUGUCCUACUUGAUCAGAAACAAUGCCCACAUCCGGCACUACUUCCUGACUGAGCACGAGGUGCCUGUUGGCCACACGCGGGUCAAACGUAAGAAGGCGCUCAAGAGCAUGAAGUACCCCGUCAACAUUUUGUUUGGUCUUCUCAAGAACCCUGUGGUAACCGAGCGAAGCCAUGCCAUGGAGGUGCUGUCAAUCAUGCUACAGGAGGCCACGCGACCUCUGCAGGCCAAGCGACGAGCUAGCAUGAACGUUGCAGCAGAGGCAGCUGCCCUUGCCCGUGAAGAGACCCGUGCUGAGGCUGCUUCUUCCUCAGGAGCUGUCUCUGACACUGCCAUGGUGAUCGAUGAGCCUGAGACGGAGGGUGUUACCACGACUGUGCAGGCCAAGAAGUCGCUCAAGGACCUGUCGCCGUACAUUCCAUCCGGAAACUUGUCUCUUGUGACUCAGAUUUUGACUGCCAACGAGUGCUCCUCUUUGACAUUUCAGCAGACUCUUUCUUGCAUGCAGAACUUGCUGCACAUUGAUAAUGCUGUCAAGGUGUUUUCCAGCCAGCUGUCGUCCCAGGCCAUUCGUCUCGGCAAGACUCUGAUCACGGAUUUGGUGAAUCUCAACUCUCUGAUUCACACACCCGGCAAUACUAUCCAGGGUUCUGCUCUGAGCAAGUUCUCGCUGGCGUCUUCUGACCAGGCCAAGCUCCUGAGAGUGCUCACUGCCAUUGACAUUUUAUUUGACAAGCGCGGUGAGACCAAGGUGAACAUUUACAACAGUCUCACCUUUGGCCCACUUUGGGGCGCUCUCUCAGACGUGCUGGGCUACGUGGCUGAGCAUCCUGACUUGAUCCAUGUCGCCACUGCUCUUUUGCCGCUCAUGGAGGCUCUCAUGGUUGUUUGUAAGCACUCGCGAGUGACUGAGCGCUCUGCAGGUGGAGCUGGUGGCAACCACCCUGGCAACUCGCCCACAGAUCACAGCACCCACAAGUACUCUGCUCGAAGCUACGACUUCGCGAACGAGCCCAUUGAGAACCUCUUCUUCUCUUUCACGGAUGAGCACCGCAAGAUUCUCAACCUCAUGGUCCGAAACAACCCCAAGCUCAUGUCUGGUUCGUUUUCCAUUCUGGUUAAGAACCCCAAGGUGCUGGAGUUUGACAACAAGCGCAACUACUUCAACCGAAAAAUCCACUCGAGCAACCAGAGCGACGGCGCUACGAUCAACCUCAAUGUGCGAAGAGACCAGGUCUUUUUGGACUCGUACAAGAGCAUGUACUUCAAGUCUGCUGCUGAGAUUCGGUCUGGCAAGCUCAACAUUCACUUCUCCGGAGAAGAAGGUGUUGAUGCUGGUGGAGUGACUCGAGAGUGGUACCAGGUGUUGGCCCGGCAAAUGUUCAACCCUGACUAUGCUCUGUUCACCCCCGUGGCUUCGGAUACCACGACUUUCCACCCCAACCGAACGUCGUGGGUCAACCCCGAGCAUUUGUCUUUCUUCAAGUUUAUUGGUCGAAUCAUUGGCAAGGCCAUCUUCGACCAGAGACUGCUUGACUGCCAUUUCUCUCGAGCCGUGUACAAGAAGAUUCUCGGCCGAGGCGUGUCUCUCAAGGACAUGGAGACACUCGACAUUGAGUACCACAAGUCGCUGGUGUGGAUGCUGGAGAACGACAUCACCGACAUCAUCACCGAGACCAUGUCUAUCGAGACAGAGGACUAUGGUGAGAAGAAGACCAUUGAUUUGAUGCCCGAUGGUCGAAACAUUGCCGUGGACGAGUCUAACAAGGCUGAGUUUGUUCAGCGGGUGGUUGAGUACAGACUCAUCACCUCAGUGGAGGAGCAGCUGGAGCACUUCCUACAGGGAUUCCACGACAUUAUUCCAAAGGAACUGGUUUCGAUUUUCAACGAGCAGGAGCUGGAGUUGUUGAUUUGUGGUCUGCCCGAGAUUGAUGUCGACGACUGGCGAAACAACACCGUGUACACUAACUAUUCGGCGUCGUCGCCUCAGAUCCAGUGGUUCUGGCGAUCCAUUCGAUCGUUUGACGACGAAGAGCGGGCCAAGCUGCUGCAGUUCGUGACCGGAACCAGUAAGGUGCCUUUGGAUGGAUUCAAGGAGCUGGAGGGAAUGAAUGGCCCUACAAAAUUCAACAUUCAUCGAGCCUACGGCAACAACGAGCGGUUGCCUUCUUCGCACACGUGUUUCAACCAGCUGGAUCUACCAGAGUACGACAGCUACGAGACUCUGCGGGGCUCCUUGUUGUUGGCCAUCACGGAGGGACGGGAAGGAUUUGGUUUUGCCUAG
This is a messenger RNA of Yarrowia lipolytica CLIB122, 9834 nucleotides long. NCBI's taxonomy places the organism in Eukaryota, Fungi, Ascomycota, Dipodascomycetes, Dipodascales. The record is from RefSeq and is a predicted model, not a curated record.